CAAGGACCCCAAGGACGCGGAGGGGGAUUGGGAAUUGUGAAGCGGUGUGGAAUGUUCGUGGUGGUUGUUGGAUAGUGUCGACAUAUAUGCGUCUUCAUAACUACUUUAUGCACAUUUUUCCGCAUAAUUCAAGACGUGGCUACAUUUUGUAGCUGCAUAGGUGUUUUAGCGUUGGUUUUACAUAAAAGUAGAGAGGUUUGCUCGGGUGACGAGUUUCUUUACCAGCUGUCAUCUUGACAACAUGGCUGGAGUCGGCGUAGGAACUGAAGCGAAAUUGAGAAAACGGUUCGGAGCCCAGUUACGAACUAGAGUUGAAAUGGAAGCCAACUCUGUAAGGCAUUCCAGGAAGUGGUAUCUGGUAAGAAGAGACUCGGGGUUCAAGGAGACCGAGGGCGUCCCAUCAACAGCCAUACGAGAGAUCUCAUUGCUAAAGGAACUUGAUCACCCCAAUAUUGUUAGAUUACUUGAUGUUGUUCAUGCUGCCACAAAACUAUACCUGGUGUUUGAGUUUUUGACACAAGACUUGAAGAAGUAUUUGGAUUCAUUGUCAGAAAUGCUGCCGCAGUCAACUGUCAAGAGCUACCUGCAUCAGCUGCUGAAAGGUGUGUCAUAUUGCCAUAUGAACCGUGUGCUGCACAGGGAUCUGAAGCCACAGAACCUGCUGAUUGAUGGACGAGGUUACAUCAAAGUGGCAGACUUCGGAUUGGCACGUGCAUUUGGCUUGCCUGUGCGUACUUAUACUCAUGAAGUUGUGACUCUUUGGUACCGUGCACCAGAAAUCCUGUUGGGCAGCAAAUUUUACUCCACAUCUGUUGAUAUCUGGAGUCUUGGCUGUGUCUUCGCAGAAAUGUUGACCCGUCGAGCACUGUUCCCUGGAGACUCAGAAAUUGACCAGCUGUUCAGAAUUUUCCGCACCUUGGGCACACCAGAUGAAGAUAUGUGGCCUGGAGUGUCCAGUCUGCGUGAGUACAGGAGCCUGUUCCCUCGCUGGGAGACCCAGGACAUGUCAGAGGUGGUGCCCAUGUUAGAUGCAGCAGGCAAGGAUCUAUUUUUGAAACUCCUGACAUAUGACCCCAACAGGCGAUUGUCAGCAUUUGAAGCACUGAGUCACGAGUACUUUCACCAUGUGGAACUUCAUCCUCCAGCAUUGCCACCUGCAAAAGGUUCCUGAGUUGAAGUCCCUCUUUUUUCAAAUGUUAAAGCAAAGAUUGAACAAACAGUAACCAGCAGCAAGGGGAGUUCUGUCUUGGAUACAGUUUUAAUUUAAUUUCAUUCAUGCAGAAAUGAAUAAUAUUUGUGCUUCUCAGGUCUGAGUGACAUUGCAGAUAUGAUUGGUUAUAACAUUGACAGCUGACGAUUGUGAAGAGACAUCAUUUGUUCAUAGUGUUCUGUAUCUUACAACUCCCCUUCAGGUUAUUCUGAUUUACUGGUUAAUGCAUUCACACCUCGGUACUACCAACCUGCACCAGCUAACCACUUCGCAGCAAUAAAACAUAUUUUUAAGCUAACUUAACUUCA
Molecule: messenger RNA, 1518 nt
Organism: Cryptotermes secundus
Lineage: Eukaryota; Metazoa; Arthropoda; Insecta; Blattodea; Kalotermitidae
Product: cyclin-dependent kinase 2
Exons: 5
Coding region: 242-1171 (309 amino acids)
Biological process (GO): regulation of G2/M transition of mitotic cell cycle; protein phosphorylation; G1/S transition of mitotic cell cycle
Cellular component (GO): nucleus; cytoplasm; cyclin-dependent protein kinase holoenzyme complex
Molecular function (GO): ATP binding; cyclin-dependent protein serine/threonine kinase activity; cyclin binding
Source: RefSeq, a predicted model, not a curated record